AUGCCCCGGUCGCUCCCGGACGACCCCUGGCCGAGCAACUGUGCGUCCACGCGCACCUUCACUCGCUGCAUGGCGCCCGGCGACGAGCACAUUGUGUGCGCAACGAGCUCCUUCUGCGCGGCAACCUCGACGCCGGCACCCCCCACGCCAACUCCCAGCGACCCAUCAUCGCGGCGGUGGCACGCCGUACUGGUCGCGCUACUGGUCCGUGUACAAGGGCACGCGGGUACCGACUAUUGCGGUGACCGCAGCGUCUUCGAGAUGACGGACUCGGGCGCUACCCUGCAGAACCCCGAGUUUUCCGCCAUCGGACCUCGGUUCGUGAAAGCCCAUGGUCGAAGCAAGCUUAAGUAUGACAUGCUUGCUAUCUUCGCUGUCGUCAAAGGCUAA
Messenger RNA from Parathielavia appendiculata, 390 nucleotides. RefSeq lists its product as uncharacterized. The record is from RefSeq and is a predicted model, not a curated record. The coding region runs from base 1 to 390 and encodes 129 amino acids. Lineage: Eukaryota; Fungi; Ascomycota; Sordariomycetes; Sordariales; Chaetomiaceae. The transcript is spliced from 3 exons.